Raphanus sativus (radish) is the source of this 2412-nucleotide messenger RNA. Its product is annotated as GATA transcription factor 26. NCBI's taxonomy places the organism in Eukaryota, Viridiplantae, Streptophyta, Magnoliopsida, Brassicales, Brassicaceae. The coding region runs from base 462 to 1973 and encodes 503 amino acids. The record is from RefSeq and is a predicted model, not a curated record. Gene Ontology annotation, molecular function: sequence-specific DNA binding; zinc ion binding. Gene Ontology annotation, biological process: regulation of DNA-templated transcription. The transcript is spliced from 7 exons.
UCUAAACCCUCAAAAGUUUAUCUCUCUUUUCUUUUUUUCCACAGCCAUUUAUUAGAUUCUUCUCCUCUCAAGACUCUUCUCUUGUCUAUUGGAUUGUAUUAGACUGAUAGCUCAAGGGAACCAAAAAAGAAAACGGAGAAAAGAGAGAAAAAACAAAAUUAUAUCUUUAAAUUAAAAAAAUUAUCAGCCUUGAUUUUAUUUUAAAUUAUCAGCAACUGUUUUGGAGUUUUUCAGAAUUUUUUCAUAGGAAAAUUUCUGGGUUUUCUUUUUUUCCUCCUUGGCUUUAAUUUGUUCUUAUGCAGUUUUGUAUUGUACCAUUAAUAGCUCAAUAUUAAACAAAAUCUAUAAACUUUAAAUUUAUUUCCAUAAAUCUCAUUGUUUAGUCUAUAAAAAUUGCAACUUUUCUCUGAAACUAUUCUUUUCAUUUUUGAGAAAAAUCAACAGAGAGAAAGAAAGAGAUUAUGGGGAAGCAAGGACCUUGCUACCACUGUGGCGUUACAAGCACACCUCUGUGGAGAAACGGGCCACCAGAGAAGCCAGUGUUGUGCAAUGCGUGUGGAUCUCGUUGGAGAACAAAGGGAUCACUUGUGAACUACACUCCACUUCACUCUCGUGCUGAUGCUGAAGUUAACCAAGAUCAUCAUCAUCACAGGUAUCAAAGAAUGAAGAGCAUCUCAGAAAGUUACAAGAACAAAGAGACCAAGAAGAGGAAAGCAAUCCAAGAACCGGUCUUCGAAUUCAACUACGGUUUCAAAAAGGCUGUGGUAGAGGAGGAUGCUAGUAAUAGAUCGAGUUCUGGUUCUGCUGUAUCCAACUCCGAGAGCUGUGCUGCACAGUUCAGCAGUGCAGAUGGGAGCAGCGAGUUAACAGGUCCAUCUCGAUCCAACGGGUGGGACACAACUGUUCCUUGCAAGAGGAGGACGUGUGUGGGCCGUCCAAAGACCUCUUCUGUUGAGAAGCUCACGCAGGACCUUUACAAUAUACUACAAGAGCAGCAACCGUCGUGUCCCUCGGAAGACGAUCUUCUUUUUGAGAAUGAGAUGUUGUCAAUGGUCUCUGUUGAGAUUGGACAUGGGAGUGUUCUGAUGAGGAAUCCUCACUCGUUUGCUCGGGAAGAGGAGUCUGAAGAAGCCAGCUCUCUCUCUUCGGUUGAGAACAAGUCAUCCAUCAGUGAUGCAUACUCGCAUUCCGUGAAGCGUGCUGAGAUUGGAGCAGAGAGAGGUUCUGCGUCUGUUGGAGAAACAGUAAAGGAAGAGCAACUCAAGAGGACCAAGUCUCAAACUGGAAGAGUGCAUGUCCUGGGGGGACAUAGUUCACCACUCUGUAGCAUAGAUUUGAAGGAUGUUUUCAACUUUGAUGAGUUCAUAGAACAGCUUACUGAAGAAGAACAGAAGAAACUGAUGAGAUUACUUCCUCAGAUUGACUCUGUUAACCUUCCUGAUAGCCUCAGAAUGAUGUUCGAAAGUGCUCAGUUCAAAGAGAACUUCACUUUGUUUCAGAAACUUAUUUCAGAGGGUGUCUUUGAGAUGCCUUCUACUACUACCUCUGGGGCAAAACUGGAAGACAAAAGGUCUCUUAAGAAGCUUGCAUUGUCUGAUUUUCGCAAAUCUCGUUUGGUGGAAAGCUAUAACCUCCUCAAGGAAGGAGAAAAAGGGUCUGUUACUACAACUUCAAGAAGCUCAAACCCAAAUGAUGUACAUAAUAAACAUAUUGUAACCAUUAAGAGACGCUGUGAGAACCAAACUCAAUCAAAGUCAGAGUCAAGAGGGCUUAUGAGGAGCCCCAAAAGUGUAACGAAAAUGAAAGCAAUCCACGAAAGCAACGGCUCAUGCUUCAGACCAAGAAGCUUGGCUUCUGUGUUUGCUCAAGAAAGUGGUUAUGAAGGCAAUUGCAGUUCUGAUCAAGAUCUCCUUCUUUUGGACUUGCCGUCAAAUGGGUCGUUUCCUCAAGCAGAGCUGAUUCACCAACUAUGAGGGGGGAGACAAAGCUUUAAACUUCAUGCUGCUUCUCAGUGCUGAAGGAAGGAUUCUUAAGCUUGAGUGAGAUUGAUGAAAGAGACUCUUAGGCUUUUUGAGUCUCUUCUGCUUUAGAAACUGGAAUAUUGAGACAUAAAAAUGACUUUUUUUUCAUUUGAGUCUGGGCUUCUCUUUGGUGGUUAAGUUUAUAAGGUGGGUCUUAUAUACAUACUAUAAGGUGGGUCUUAUCUAUACAUAUGUAUAUACAUAUUGCCUCCUCUCUUUCAGUAAACCUUUUAACUUAAAAAGUUUUAAGCUUGAAAGUUCCAUUUUUUUUUUCAUUUUUUCUUGGAAUUUCAGUUUGUCCUUUUGUUGAACAGGAUGCUGAGAUGAUGAUACUGUAAUAUCAUGUAAACUUUCCCAGAUGCAUAAAAUAGAGUAUAUGAAUAUUGUAUUA